AUCCCACCUGAUUGAUCAUUAUCCAGCUGCCUGCCACUGAUAGAACUUCGCAUCUCAAAAUAUACGGGGUUGAUCCCAAUUAUACCGCCUACCGACCCUAUAAACAAAUCCUACAGCGAGUUUACUUUCAAGCCGAAGAAAGAAAAACACCUCCACCUCCAUAUCCCCCCCUCCCUCUUCAAAAACCGCCAAACCAAAGCACGAUUUAAACACACCACCACCGCCGCCACCACCACUACCGCUACCACCGCCACCAUGAACCGCCUCUUCGGCAGCGCGCCCAAAGCGCCCAAACCCACCCUCACGAGCGCCAUCUCCAACCUCGACGGCCGGAUAUCCUCGUUCGACGUGAAAAUCGCCUCGCUCAACGCCGAGCUGGGCGCGUACCAGAGCAAGAUGGCGAAGAUGCGCGAGGGCCCCGGGAAGUCGGCGCUCAAGGCGAAGGCGCUGAAGGUGCUCCAGCGGCGCAAGCAGUACGAGGCGCAGCGGGACCAGCUGCAGGCGCAGGUGUGGAACAUGGAGCAGGCGCAGACGAUGCGGGACAACCUGGCCGGGGUCAUGACCACCGUCGACGCCAUGAAGACCACCCAGAAGGAGUUGCGCAAGCAGUACGGCAAGGUCGACCUCGACAAGAUCGAGCGCAUGCAGGACGAGAUGGCCGACCUCAUGGACGUCGGCAACGAGAUCAACGAGACCCUCAGCCGCGGCUACGAGGUCCCUGACGACGUCGACGAGGCCGAGCUCGACGCCGAGCUGGAGUUGCUCGGCGCCGAGAUGGAGAUGGAAGGCGCCGCCAUGGACGCCGGCGGCGUGCCCGAUUUCAUGAGGGACGAAGUGCCCGAGUUUAUUGACGAGCCUCCCGAGACGAGUAACAAGGUACAAGAAGCAGCGAGGUGAUUACCACGAGAGAUGGCCAAGCUUUAGGUACCUACCUACCUAUUAUAAUUUCCAGGUGAAUGGAGAAAAGGGGAGUUACUGGAGUUUUACGUUUACCCGAUCGAGUUAAGCGGUGUUUGGAAGGUCUCUCUGUUUUU
Messenger RNA from Daldinia caldariorum, 1034 nucleotides. RefSeq lists its product as uncharacterized. NCBI's taxonomy places the organism in Eukaryota, Fungi, Ascomycota, Sordariomycetes, Xylariales, Hypoxylaceae. The record is from RefSeq and is a predicted model, not a curated record. The transcript has a single exon. The coding region runs from base 256 to 897 and encodes 213 amino acids. Gene Ontology annotation, cellular component: multivesicular body. Gene Ontology annotation, biological process: vesicle budding from membrane; late endosome to vacuole transport via multivesicular body sorting pathway.